CGCCUCAAUCAUCAUGGCAAAGAAGGCCAAGGCUCGUUUGAUGCAUGUGCGCCUCAUCUCCAUGGCCAUGACGGGCUUCUUCUACACCUUCAAGCGCCCCAGGACCGCUCCCAUGAUGAGCAUGUUGAAGUAUGAUCCUAUUGUCCGCAAGAAGGUCUUGUUCCUCGAGACGAAGAAGAGGAAAUGAUAUCUAUUCCGAUCCUGCUCCAUGAUACCCACGAUCCGUCGGUUCCGCCUCGAGAGAACUGAUCUGCCCAGGUUGGCCAGAGAAGGGGAGAGAGGGAGAAAAGAAAGAAACGCUUUUCCGCCCAUCGCGGCCAACACCAUUUGUAACACUAUACGACAGAGCAUUGUUGGAGUUUGGGCCCUUGGAUCACCUCGCCUCACGAGAUGCGACGUACAUGUACAUCAUAAACCACAAUUUCACGUUACACCAUGCAUGACUGCAAUUGAUGACAUGUCUCUG
Messenger RNA from Fusarium vanettenii 77-13-4, 466 nucleotides. RefSeq names its product mitochondrial 54S ribosomal protein YmL39. Gene Ontology annotation, cellular component: ribosome; mitochondrion. The coding region runs from base 14 to 187 and encodes 57 amino acids. Lineage: Eukaryota; Fungi; Ascomycota; Sordariomycetes; Hypocreales; Nectriaceae. The record is from RefSeq and is a predicted model, not a curated record. Gene Ontology annotation, molecular function: structural constituent of ribosome. The transcript is spliced from 3 exons. Gene Ontology annotation, biological process: translation.